Molecule: messenger RNA, 816 nt
Organism: Branchiostoma floridae (Florida lancelet)
Lineage: Eukaryota; Metazoa; Chordata; Leptocardii; Amphioxiformes; Branchiostomatidae
Exons: 5
Coding region: 109-432 (107 amino acids)
Source: RefSeq, a predicted model, not a curated record
AAAUUGGAGGCGUAGGACUAUCUUAAACGUGAGUAACCACCAAGUUCGUCCAAACAGUUCGUUUGUGACUUCUGUAGGUAUACGGCGGCACCGUCUGGUGACAGAAACAUGAAGACUGCAGCCGUACUUGUGGUUCUGGCUGUGCUGGUGGCGUUCGUGUACGCCGGGGAAGUGAACGAAAUACUUCAGAGUCAGCUUGAGAAGCGAGACUUGGACAACUUGGAGAAGAUUGCGAGCGGAAACAAGGAGCUAUUUGAUGACUCUGACUUUCGUUUGGAAGCCGCGAAGACUUUUAAGAGGAUCAAGCGUGCUUCCAAGACCAUGACUCCUGAAGACUACCAGAAACUGCGUCUCAGUGUGGCGAAGUUUGCCGGGCAAGACGGUGCAAGGAAGAUCAUGGCUUUCUCCAAGAUGCUGAAGAAGAAGAAGUAAAGCGGGACGAUUCAGAACGAGAGCAGCAAACUUUGAUGACGAUAAGCACGUCCUCGAAUGUCACGCUAGCUUUAGUCCGCUCGUUAAACUACCCUCGAAUGUCACGCUAACUUUAGUCCGCUCGUUAAUGUGCGGGUUGGAAUGAUCAUUAAGUCUCCCCCUUCUUGUUAGGCGCACUCUUUUACUCGGUCCGCUUUCUUUCUCUUUAAAAAAAAAACUGGGCUAAUAAAGUUCAAAACUAGCCCAAAUGCCCCUAAAGUUACCCUUUUCGCUUAACACUACAAGUAUGAUAACAUUGCAGGACUUCUAUUGCUACAGAUAUGACUCGCUACUUCUCGUAAGUCGGCAUCAUCUGUUCGUAUAACCAUUGCUGCAAUAUCGUGA